UUGUGCGGAAGCUGUUAGUGAAUGAACGUUCUUCCAGCUCAGUCUGCAGUCAGUCGAGGUUCGAAAUGAAACAGUUAGCAAUACAUUUUCUAGUGAUUCUGAGCUUUCACUACGGAAAGUCUUACGUGGCGCCUGUGUUGAGUGUCUGUUCGAGGAAUGAUCCGAAUUUGGAAAAGUGCAUAAUCGACGUAGUGGAGCGAAUUCGGCCGAAUGUGAUCGAAGCGAAUUACGGAGAUGACCGAAAAGCACCCAGGUUCGAUCCGAUCUACUUCGAGCGAAUGGAUAUCAACAAUGGAGCCGGAUUUCAUCUGGUACUGUCCAAUGUGACUAUUAGGGGAACGGGUGGAUUCGUCAUCAAGAAAAUCCGAUAUGAUCAAUCAGCGAAGAGACUUGAUAUUGCUUCAGUUAUUCCUGCAAUGAACAUCGUCGGACAGUAUAAUCUCAACAUGAACAUUUUGCUUUUGCAAGCCUCUGGGAAAGGAGAUUUCCGUUUACAAUUGAAUGACACCAUUGGCAACCUGAAGAUGCAAUACCGCUUGGUUCCUAGAGACGGCAAGAGCUUCGUCCAGUUCGAUCCGAUUGAUUUGAAGCUGAAAUUCCAGAAAGCAAAGUUCCACUUCACCGGCCUAUUUAACGGGGAUCCGUCACUCGAGGAGUUUGGCAACCGGGCCAUCAACGAUAAUCCCAACUUGAUUCUGGACGAGGUGAAAUCUAGCUUCGAAAAGAACCUGGGUCAGGUGUUUACCGAUAUCUCCAAUAGUGUCGUGGAGGGCGCGGAGGAAUCGGAGUUGCUGCCCCCGUAAAGAAGUGUUCCUAGUGAUAGUUUAUGAAAAGCAUUAAUGUUUCCAUGAUAAUGAUAUUAAAU
This is a messenger RNA of Ochlerotatus camptorhynchus, 865 nucleotides long. RefSeq names its product protein takeout-like. NCBI's taxonomy places the organism in Eukaryota, Metazoa, Arthropoda, Insecta, Diptera, Culicidae. Bases 66 to 803 code for a protein of 245 amino acids. The transcript is spliced from 4 exons. The record is from RefSeq and is a predicted model, not a curated record.